Lathyrus sativus (Indian pea) is the source of this 210-nucleotide messenger RNA. Lineage: Eukaryota; Viridiplantae; Streptophyta; Magnoliopsida; Fabales; Fabaceae. The record is from the annotation of a GenBank genome assembly.
AUGGCUUUUAUGGAUGUAUAUGGCUUCUUGGUGGUGUUUAAAAUUGAAAGACCUAAGAGAGCCAAAUCGGUCAGUCACAUUUUCUUAAAAGGUGUAGUCAAAAGCGGUCGAAAGCAUCAUAAGAGGAAACAACCAGCUCGUGUUGGUGGAGAAGAAAUCCGCUGCGAGGUCCACAUCCUUGAUCUCUUAGCUAACGCCUACGUUGUUUAG